This is a messenger RNA of Knipowitschia caucasica, 2205 nucleotides long. Lineage: Eukaryota; Metazoa; Chordata; Actinopteri; Gobiiformes; Gobiidae. The record is from the annotation of a GenBank genome assembly.
AUGGCAACGGCUGGAGACUUGCACCGUGCCAAAGUGGGAGAGGAGCGCAUGAGGGACUGUUUGGACAGAUUCUUAAAAGAGGAGAAAAAGAAGAAGAAGAAGAGAGCCUUGUCCCCGCUCGCUGACAAACGUGAGAAAGAGGUGAAGAAAGUCAAGCUCCACCAUCACAAGCAACACCAUGAGCACCGCGCGCAAAAGACGCACAAGCUGCAGCACCAGACCACCGCUCCUGACCCUACCGCCACCGCUCCUGACCGCUCCAAACAUGCGCUCCAUCACCACUCACACCACGGCCACCACCACCAUCUGCAUAACCACCAGCACCAGCACCACGGCCUGAAGAAGAGUCUGCAGCCGCCUGUCACGCCUUCUCCGCCUCCUCCGCCUCCUCUGCCUCUUCGCCCUCCUCCCGCUGCGCCUCUGAGGAAGACCCCUCCAGAGCAGGUACCCAAAAAGCGCACGGAGCCCACAGAGUUGUUUACGUUCAGACCGCUCAAAGUCAAGUGCACAGCGGAGAAACGGCACCGGGAAAAGAGGGCAGGGGACGAGAAAGUGAAGAAGGAGAACACAGAGCGCAAUGGGACGCGACCAGAAGGACAGAAAAAGAGAGAGCCAAGACCACACAAUGAAAACGUCAAAUCUCAAACCCUGGAAGAAUACCUGCUCAAAAAGAAAAAGAAGAAAAAGCGCUCCCACGAGGAUGAGCGCAGGGUUAAAAAGGUGCGCUACCUCCUGAACAAAGAGGCGCAGACCGACCUGAAACUGUGCAGGAGCCAAGAGCGGUCCGCCAGGAGGAGAGCCCCCUUCCAGAACCACGUCCCCUACCUCCACACGCUCAAGCUGGGCCACACGCCUUUCAUCUCCCACCAGGACCGCCACAUCCGGAGCUCCUGCGUCCAAACCGGCUCCAGGUUCGGCCGCUUCCUUCACGAGGAGCGGCAGCCCAACGGAGGCGGGUGUGUGCUGCACGCGUACGCAGACGAGCUGGCCUGUCUGAGCGCGCUGGAGCUGGAGGAGUUUGCCCGCGAGUACCUGGAGCUGGCCUUCGCCGAGCGUCCCAAAGGAGCCUCCAAGUACGCGCUGUCGGUGAUCCACGGGGCGGCCGCCUAUCUGCCCGACUUCUUGGACUAUUUUGCCUUCAACUUUCCCAACACGCCGGUCAAGAUGGAGAUUCUGGGGAAGAAAGACAUAGAGACCACCACCAUGGCCAACUUUCACUCUCAGGUGAGCCGUACGUACUGCGCUGGGACGUUCCGUGCCGGGCCCAUGAGGCAGAUCAGUCUGGUGGGAGCCGUGGACGAGGAGGUUGGGGACUUCUUCCCAGAGUUCCUCAACAUGCUCGAGGAGUCGCCAUUUUUAAAGAUGACGCUGCCCUGGGGGACUCUCUCCAGUCUGAAGAUCGACUGCAGGACCCAGAGCGACGACGGGCCCAUUCUGUGGGUGCGACCCGGGGAGCAGAUGGUGCCCACCGCGGACCUGCCCAAGUCUCCCUUCAAGCGCCGCAGGUCCAUGAAUGAGAUCAAGAACUUGCACUACCUGCCCAGGACGAGUGAGCCCAGAGAGAUGCUCUUUGAGGACCGGACUCGGGCUCAUGCCGAUCACGUGGGCCAGAGCUUUGACUGGCAAAGCACUGCGGCUGUGGGCGUGCUCAAGGCAGUGCACUUUGGAGAGAAUAACCCUCAGCCUCGAAUAACCAAGGACGUGGUGUGUUUUGAUGCUGGAGACUUUACUGAAGUGGUGCACAGGCUGCAGCUGGAUGUCUACGAGCCUCCGGUGUCACAGUGCGUCCAGUGGAUCGAUGACGCCAAGCUCAACCACUUACGGCGGGAGGGCGUCAGGUACGUCCGCACUCAGCUGUGUGACCAGGACGUUUACUUCAUCCCCCGAAACGUCAUCCACCAGUUCAAGACGGUGUCCGCGGUGUGCAGCCUGGCCUGGCACAUUCGCCUCAAACAGUACCAGCCCGAAGACCCACAGCCCACAGAACAGCCCACGCACCACUGCGUUGCCCCCAUCCCUACAGUCACUCCCUGCCAUAGGCCACAAGGGGGCACUGUGCAGGGCACGGUGGUCAAUACUAAAGACACAGAGUUUCAGAGAUCCGCCACUGCUCCACACCGGCCUCAGCCCGGAACCCCCACUUCAGCCUCCGUCUUCCCCCUCACACCAGCCUCAGUGUUGUCCCCCGCACCAGCCUCAGCCUAA